Piliocolobus tephrosceles (Ugandan red Colobus) is the source of this 3600-nucleotide messenger RNA. It is a transcript of the gene PLA2G4D, whose product is annotated as phospholipase A2 group IVD. Gene Ontology annotation, biological process: glycerophospholipid catabolic process. Bases 97 to 2550 code for a protein of 817 amino acids. Gene Ontology annotation, molecular function: calcium ion binding; calcium-dependent phospholipid binding. NCBI's taxonomy places the organism in Eukaryota, Metazoa, Chordata, Mammalia, Primates, Cercopithecidae. Gene Ontology annotation, cellular component: cytosol. The transcript has 20 exons. The record is from RefSeq and is a predicted model, not a curated record.
CGCUGGUCCCAUCCCAUUGGGACCGUCGCUGCCACCCAGCCAGAGAGCUAGCAUCUUGGCAAGGGCUGGGCCUGGAGUGAAGCUGGAAGGGCUAGCAUGGAGAGUCUGUCACCUGGGGGACCACCUGGCCAUCCUUACCAGCAGGAGGCCUCUGCCUGCUGGCAGCUCACCGUGAGGGUCCUGGAGGCGCGGAACCUGCGCAGGGCCGACCUGUUGAGUGAGGCCGACCCUUACGUGAUCCUACAGCUGUCGACCGUGCCUGGAAUGAAGUUUAAGACCAAGACGCUCACCGACACCAGUCAUCCUGUGUGGAAUGAGGCCUUCCAUUUCCUUAUCCAAAGUCAGGUCAAGAAUGUUCUGGAACUUAGCAUCUAUGAUGAGGACUCAGUCACGGAGGAUGACAUCUGCUUCAAGGUUCUCUAUGAUAUCUCAGAAGUCCUCCCUGGCAAGCUGCUCCGGAAAACCUUCUCCCAGAGUCCCCAGGGCGAGGAGGAGCUGGAUGUGGAGUUCCUGAUGGAAGAAACGUCGGAUCGCCCAGAAAACCUCAUCACCAACAAAGUCCUUGUGGCCCGAGAACUGUCAUGCCUGGAUGUGCAUCUGGACAGCACAGGUAGCACCGCUGUGGUUGCAGAUCAGGACAAGUUGGAGCUGGAGCUGGAGUUGAAGGGGUCCUAUGAGGACACACAGACAUCCUCCCUGGGCACAGCCUCUGCCUUCCGCUUCCACUACAUGGCAGCCCUAGAGACAGAGCUGAGUGGGCGCCUGAGGAGCUCCACAAGCAAUGUCUGGAAUGGGGACAACUCAGCUUGGCACCUCACGGUGCCCCUGAGGCCCUUGAUCGAGAAGGAGGUGACCAUGGAUGUGCCUGCUCAAGAUGUCCCAGGAGUGAGGCUGCAGCUCAAGGCAGAGGGCUGCUCCAAGGAGCUGGCCGUGCACCUGGGCUUCAAUCUGUGUGCAGAGGAGCAGGCCUUCCUUAGCAGGAGGAAGCAGGUGGUGGCCAAGGCCCUGAAGCAGGCCCUGCAGCUGGACGGAGACCUGCAGGAGGAUGAGGUACCCAUCGUGGGCAUCAUGGCCACAGGAGGAGGUGCCCGGGCCAUGACCUCGCUCUAUGGCCACCUAUUGGCCCUGCAGAAGCUGGGCCUGCUGGACUGUGUGACCUACUUCAGUGGCAUCUCUGGCUCUACGUGGACAAUGGCCCACCUGUACGGGGACCCUGAGUGGUCACAGAGGGACCUGGAGGGACCUAUCCGAUACGCCCGGGAGCACCUGGCCAAGAGCAAGCUGGAGGUCUUUUCCCCAGAGCGCCUGGCGAGUUUCCGCCGGGAGCUGGAGCUGCGGGCUGACCAGGGCCACCCCACAUCCUUUGUGGACCUGUGGGCGCUAGUGCUGGAGUCCAUGCUGCACGGCCAGGUGAUGGAUCAGAAGCUGUCAGGACAGAGAGCCGCCCUGGAACGGGGUCAGAACCCUCUGCCCCUCUACUUGAGCCUCAAUGUCAAAGAGAACAAUCUGGAGACGCUGGACUUCAAGGAGUGGGUUGAGUUCUCCCCCUAUGAGGUCGGGUUCCUGAAGUACGGAGCCUUCGUCCCUCCUGAGCUCUUUGGCUCCAAGUUCUUCAUGGGACGGCUGAUGAGGAGGAUCCCGGAGCCCCGGAUCUGCUUUCUGGAAGCCAUCUGGAGCAAUGUUUUCUCCCUGAACCUGCUGGAUGCCUGGUAUGACCUCACCAGCUCUGGGGAGUCCUGGAAACAGCACAUCAAGGACAAGACCAGGAGCUUAGAGAAGGAGCCCCUGACCUCCUUGGAGACCUCCUCGUGCCUGGAGGCCUCGUGGCUGCAGCCGGGCACGGCGCUGGCCCAGGCAUUUAAAGGCUUCCUGACCGGCAGGCCCCUCCACCAGUGCAGCCCCAACUUCCUCCAGGGCCUCCAGCUACACCAGGACUACUGCAGCCACAAAGGCUUCUCCACCUGGGCAGACUGCCAGCUUGACUCCAUGCCCAGCCAGCUGACUCCCCAGGAGCCCCAGCUCUGCCUGGUGGAUGCUGGCUACUUCAUCAACACCAGCUGUCCCUCCAUGUUCCGGCCAGGCCGCAGGCUGGACCUCAUCCUCUCCUUCGACUACUCUCUAUCUGCGCCCUUUGAGGCGCUGCAGCAGACAGAGCUGUACUGCCGGGCCCGGGGGCUGCCCUUCCCCCGGGUGGAACCCAGCCCUCAGGACCACCAGCAGCCAAGGGAGUGCCACCUCUUCUCAGACCCCGCCUGCCCCGAGGCCCCGAUCCUGCUGCAUUUCCCGCUGGUCAAUGCCUCCUUCAAGGACCACUCAGCCCCCGGUGUCCAGCGCAGCCCCGCAGAGCUCCAGGCUGGCCAAGUGAAUCUCACCGGGGCUACCUCCCCCUACGCCCUGUCCAACAUGACCUACAAGGAGGAAGACUUCGAGCGCCUGCUACGGCUCAGCAACUACAAUGUGCAGACCAGCCAGGGUGCCAUCCUGCAGGCCCUGAAGACCGCACUGAAGCACCGGGCCCUAGAGGCGAGGCCUCCAGGGGCACAGACCUGAGGUUGCUCAGAGCCCCCAGGACCCUGAGGGCCACAAUCUGACCCUCCAGGGCCUGCGGGCAUAACCUGAUCUGCAGCUGGGCUCAGCCACAGGCCUUCCCGGCUGGAGUUCCGGGCGCUCCCAGGCCUGGGUGGCCUCUGCAGCUGGUCUCACUGCCCAGAGGGAACUGCAUCCCGUGCAGAGUUCUCCCUUACGUUCAUGGCUGGCUUGAGAGGAGUUGAAAAUAACUUCGCCAGGCCAGUGUGUGGAACAGCUGGUCCAACCAGGCAGACUUUUACACCACAAUUACUUCCAUGCCUGAGCAGAAUAGAUUUGAGGUGCAAGCCGGAGGCGGGAGAUCAGGAGUAGGGAGAGGAAGGACAGGGGAUGCCUGACCUGACAGGCGGCUUCAGGCCUCAGGAAUCACAAGACAUCCUGAACACAUUGCCUCCCCGUCUUCUUCUGCUCCUCCUCCUCUCCUCGUCCUUCUCCUCUUUCUCCUCCUGCUUUCAGUAUGCAAGUCUUGUACUUAUUUAAAUUUAUUCCUAAAUAUUUUAUUCUUGUUUAUAAGUGGAGUUAUUUUCUUAAUUUCAUUUUAGAUUAUUCAUUGCUAUUUUGUAGAAAUACAAUGGAUUUUUAAAUGUUGAUCUUGUAUUCCACAAUCUUGCUGAAGUUGUUUACCGGCUCUAAUACUUUUGCAGAUUUCUUAGAAUUUUCUGUAGACAGAUCAUGCCAUCUUCAAAUAGAGAUGGUUUUGCUUCUUCCUUUCUGAUCCGAAUGCCUUUUAUAUAUUUUUCCCAAUUGCCCUGACCAGUACAAUGAUGAAUACACGUUUCAAGAGCAGACAUCUUGUCUUGUUCCUGACAUUGAGAGGAGAGCAUACGUCUCUCACCAUUUAGUGUGAUUUUAACUGUGGGUUUUUCUUAGACUUCCUUUAUCAGGUUGAGAAAGUUCUCUUUUAUUUCUAGUUUAUUGAGUGUUUUAUGAUGAAGGGGUGUUAGGUUUUGUCAACUGAUUUUUCUGUGUCUAUGGGCAUGAUCAUGUGGUUUUGUCCUGUAUUUUAUUAAUGUA